AUGAAGUGUGAGCACUGCACGCGGAAGGAAUGUAGCAAAAAAACAAAAACCGAUGACCAGGAGAAUGCCUCAGCCGAUGCCCCGAGUCCGGCCCAGGAGAAUGGAGAGAAGGGAGAGUUCCAUAAGCUGGCCGAGGCCAAGGUGUUUCUGAGCGACUGCCUGGCGUGUGACAGCUGUGUGACCGCAGAGGAAGGAGUCCAAGUUUCUCAGCAGAACGCCAAGGACUUCUUCCGUGUUCUGAACCUGAAUAAGAAAUGUGAUACCUCACAGCACAAGGUGCUGGCAGUGUCCGUGUGUCCUCAGUCUCUGCCUUAUUUUGCUGCUAAAUUCAGCCUCAGCGUCACAGAUGCAUCCAGAAGGCUCUGCGGCUUCCUCAAAAGCCUCGGGGUGCACUAUGUCUUUGACAUGACGAUCGCCGCAGACUUCAGCAUCCUGGAGAGCCAGAAGGAGUUUGUGCGUCGGUUCCGCCAGCACCGCGAGGAAGAGCCCCAGCUGCCCAUGCUGACCUCCGCCUGCCCCGGCUGGGUCCGCUAUGCGGAGCGCGUGCUGGGUCACCCCAUCACCCCCCACCUCUGCACGGCCAAGUCUCCCCAGCAGAUCAUGGGCUCCCUGGUGAAGGAGUACUUCGCCAGGCGGCAGAACCUGUCCCCAGACAAGAUCUUCCACGUCAUCGUGGCCCCGUGUUAUGACAAGAAACUGGAGGCUCUCCGAGAAGACGUCCCCACAGCCUCGCACAGUUCCCGGGGCGCUGACUGCGUGUUAACCUCAGGUGAGAUUGCCCAGAUAAUGGAGCAGAGUGACCUGUCCGCCAACGACGCCGUUGUGGAUACUCUGUUUGGUGACGUGAAGGAGGAGGAGGUGAGGCGCCACGAGGGGGCCAGCUCCGACGGGUACCUGGCGCACAUCUUCAGGCACGCAGCCAAGGAGCUGUUCAACGAGGACGUGGGGGCGCUCACCUACCGCAGCCUGAGGAACAAAGACUUCCAGGAGGUCGCCCUGGAGAGGGACGGGCAGGUGCUGCUGCGCUUCGCGGCUGCGUACGGCUUCCGGAACAUCCAGAACGUGGUCCUGAAGCUGAAGCGGGGCAAGUUCCCCUACCACUUCGUGGAGGUCCUGGCCUGCGCCGGGGGAUGCCUCAGCGGCAGGGGCCAGGCCCAGGCGGAGGACGGGCGUGCGGACAGGGCGCUGCUGCGGCAGAUGGAAGGCAUCUACGCUGCCAUCCCGGUGCGGCCCCCGGAGACCAGUGCCCACGUGCAGGAGCUGUACCAGGAGUGGCUGGGCGGGGCCGACUCCCCUCGGGCCCAGGCGGCCCUGCACACUGCCUACCAGGGCCCAGGGCAGCCUGCCAGCAGUCGGGACAUCAAGUGGUAA
Pipistrellus nathusii (Nathusius's pipistrelle) is the source of this 1371-nucleotide messenger RNA. NCBI's taxonomy places the organism in Eukaryota, Metazoa, Chordata, Mammalia, Chiroptera, Vespertilionidae. The record is from the annotation of a GenBank genome assembly.